GGCUCUAACUCGAGUCGUAAAUUUCCUCCAUGGAUGCAUCGUCGUCGAGCAAUCCCCGAGACGAGGUCGUCCCGUCGCCGGCAAGGUGAGAGAUGAGCCUCUCCGCCACCUUCCGGGCCACCAAAAUUCCUCGCACCGCCCUCCCUCUCAAGGCUGCCCCCUCCACAGUAUCGGCCUCGCCCGCCUCCGCGUCCGGAGAUCCACCGUCCGAGGCCGCCGCCAAGAAGAAAAAGGAGGCUGCAGCGUGGUGCGUCUACCUCAUCGCCUCCUCCCAGGUCCCCCGCACCUACGUCGGCGUCACUACGGACUUCCCUCGCCGCUUGCGACAACAUAAUGGUGAGUUAAAAGGUGGUGCAAAAGCCUCCUCCGCUGGAAGGCCGUGGAAUCUCGCAUGCCUUGUUGAAGGCUUCGUCAACAGAAGUGAAGCAUGUGAGUUUGAAUCGAGAUGGAAGAACAUCUCGAAGAAGAUGGCACGGAAGAGAGGUGAGCCGGGAAUGAACGCAGUGUUGCAGCACCGAGAAGUUGCAUUGAGCAGAGUGAAAUCCUUUUUGGAUUGCAGCCACCUCAGUAUCAAAUGGCACUCAAGCUGAGGUUUUUUCUCCGCUGUUGUAUGUACACACUUUUAACUAUGCAAGGAAUUACUCCACCAACUGAUAAAGUUGGUAAAUGUUGUUGUUUGAAGAGGCUUUUUGACUUCCAUAGUUAUGUAGUACAAAAAGGUUCCCAUGUCUUCCAGCUCUCAAUUGGGCAUAUGUAUGAAAAGAUGUGCUAGCAGAAUCAUCAUGCUGGCCAAUUGUAUCUGUUGUAUAUUAGGACAUCCUGAUUGAUGGAACUGGUUACUGGUACAUGUAAUGUAUUUCCUCCCCAUUAGCAGCAUUGGCCAUUGUUUAGGGAAACUCUUCCUAUCAGUAUACAAAGAAGAGUGUUUCUACAGUA
This is a messenger RNA of Lolium perenne, 936 nucleotides long. Its product is annotated as structure-specific endonuclease subunit slx1. The record is from RefSeq and is a predicted model, not a curated record. Lineage: Eukaryota; Viridiplantae; Streptophyta; Magnoliopsida; Poales; Poaceae.